Callithrix jacchus (white-tufted-ear marmoset) is the source of this 7381-nucleotide messenger RNA. It is a transcript of the gene ST6GALNAC5, whose product is annotated as ST6 N-acetylgalactosaminide alpha-2,6-sialyltransferase 5. Lineage: Eukaryota; Metazoa; Chordata; Mammalia; Primates; Cebidae. The record is from RefSeq and is a predicted model, not a curated record. Gene Ontology annotation, molecular function: alpha-N-acetylgalactosaminide alpha-2,6-sialyltransferase activity. Gene Ontology annotation, biological process: ganglioside biosynthetic process; oligosaccharide metabolic process.
AAAUUUCACUACUGAAAAGAUUAUUAUUUGGGGGCGGGGAGGGGGAUGCAGAGAGAGGUCUUUAGGACCCAGCAGGCGGCGGCAGGCGGCAGUUGUGUAGAUCACUGAGAGACUACGAGGGUCCGGUUCAGUUUUAAUUCUGUCUCUAAUCUCUGCAACAGCAGCGCUUCCCGGGUCCCGUGGCUCCCGCGAGCGAUUUGCCGCGGCAGGCUGCCGGGCGAAAAUCAGAGCCGCCUCCGCCCCAUCACCCAUCAUGGAAACCCUCCAGGAAAAAGUGGCCCCGGACGCGCGAGCCUGAGGAUUCUGCACAAAAGAGGUGCCCAAAAUGAAGACCCUGAUGCGCCAUGGUCUGGCAGUGUGUUUAGCGCUCACCACCAUGUGCACCAGCUUGUUGCUCGUGUACAGCAGCCUCGGCGGCCAGAAGGAACGGCCCCCGCAGCAGCAGCAGCAGCAGACGUCGGCCACCGGCAGCUCGCAGCCGGCGGCGGAGAGCAGCCCCCAGCCGCGCCCCGGGGUCCCAGCGGGACCUCGGACACUGGACGGAUACCUCGGCGUGGCGGACCACAAGCCCCUGAAAAUGCACUGCAGGGACUGUGCCCUGGUGACCAGCUCAGGGCAUCUUCUGCACGGUCGGCAAGGCUCCCAGAUUGACCAGACAGAGUGUGUCAUCCGCAUGAAUGACGCCCCCACACGCGGCUAUGGGCGUGACGUGGGCAAUCGCACCAGCCUGAGGGUCAUCGCGCAUUCCAGCAUCCAGAGGAUCCUCCGCAACCGCCACGACCUGCUCAACGUGAGCCAGGGCACCGUGUUCAUCUUCUGGGGCCCCAGCAGCUACAUGCGGCGGGAUGGCAAGGGCCAGGUCUACAACAACCUGCAGCUCCUGAGCCAGGUGCUGCCCCGGCUGAAGGCCUUCAUGAUUACUCGUCACAAGAUGCUACAGUUCGAUGAGCUCUUCAAGCAGGAGACUGGCAAAGACAGGAAGAUAUCCAACACUUGGCUCAGCACUGGCUGGUUCACAAUGACAAUUGCACUGGAGCUCUGUGACAGGAUCAAUGUUUAUGGCAUGGUGCCCCCAGACUUCUGCAGGGUUACAAGAGGCUGCUCCUGCUCCUGAAUCUUUCCAUUUCCUGUACCCAUCAGAAGAAACAAAGAGAGGCUGCCUAAAGCCAGAAGAAUUGAGGGCUUUUAAAACAGUUGCUCAGACUCUUGCAGUACGGCUUCCACAAAUAAGAUAGGUCUGUGCAUCACAUAGACCAGCUCCAACUUCCAGAACAGUGUCAGAAGGUGGUGCCUUUUCAUCUCACUUUUAUUUUAGGUUUGAAGCAACAUGUGCCGGUUUGUUACCUAGGUGAACUCGUGUCACGUGGGUUUGUUGUACAGAAUGAUUUCAUCACUCUGGUAUUAAGCCCAGCACCCAGUAGUUACCUUUUCUCAGCCUCUCCCUCCUCCCACCUUCCACCCCCAAGUAGGUCCCAGUGUCUCUGUUGUUCCCUUGUUUGUAUUCAUGUGUUCUCAUCCUUUAGUUCCCACUUAUAAGUGAGAACAUGUGGUGUUUGGUUUUCUAUUCCUGCAUUAGCUUGCUAAGAAUAAUAGCCUCCAGCUCCACCCACGUUCCUGCAGAAUACAUGAUCUCAUUCUUUUUUAUAGCUGCAUAGUAUUCCAUGAUGUGUCAAUACCACAUUUUCUUUAUCCAUUCUAUCAUUGAUGGACAUUUUAGUUGAUUCCACGUCUUUGCUAUUGUGAAUAGCAUUGCAAUGAACAUUUGUAUCCUAAGGAAACCUUCAGAAUUAGGAUAGGUGGUCACGAAUGAGUUGUGACUCUUUGUUCAUCUCUUUGGGAGAGAAUAAGACUUUUUCUUAAACCCAGAGAAAUAAUGUGAACAAUUAAAUGACCACGGCCAAGAAUUUCAUCAUGUAACACCACUGAGUUUCUUUAAGGAUGUGUAUCAAAGUCCAAUCAGGACACAGAAAUCACUUAGUAAUUUGAAAAAAGAGUAAAGGGGCAAUUGCUAGUGAGAGAUAACAAGUACUCUAAAGAAUACAGGAACGGUAAGCAUUCUCUCGAGCUUUGCUACUUUGGAGGUAUUCACCCCAAAAGGGGGAAAUGCUUUCAUCGGAAGACACGACAGUAAUUUUACUGAAUUAGAAGAGAAGAUUGCCACCUGGUCAUUUGAAACUGUUUAUGUCACUAAACAAAUGGGCCAAAAAUAAGGAGUUACUUCACUGGCUGGAGUAAUUGAUCCCAUUACCAAAGGGAAAUUGAAUGGGCAGCCCCCUACCCUAGGACUGAGAUAGAAGUCCAAGGAAGAAGCCAACUCUUCCAAGGACUGAGAUACAAACAUCAUUGUAGAGGGCAUGGCAAGGCAGAUUGGCUGGCAGAGAAAUUCACUGAGACGUCACAUCAGUGGAACUUGCUGGAAAACUGCCCUUUGGAGUGCUAAGGUCAUAUCCUCAGGAAUGAGCCAUGUCCCAGAACUCACUGAAAGCCACCUGAAGGAAGGCGGGAAAAGUUGUUCAGAGGAAAGUGCCCUGUUAGCAGCUCCCUGCAAGGAAGCAUGCUGGGGGAAGAUGAUCACAAGAAUGGGCCUGCCAUCUGCAUUUUGCUUAGAAUGGCUGGAGCCAGUUGCCUGAGGCAGCCAUUCAAGUGAAGGUGCUUUGCUGGUAGCCCUCCCACUAUAAAGUUGUCCACAAGAAGGUGCUCUGUGCUGCCAGCCACUGGGCACUGCAGAAAACAUAGAGCAUGUGCACACACACACAUAUACACACUAUCUCUUUCUUGUUCUCUCUCUGCAGAAGAUCACUAGAAACAAGAAGAAAAACUCCUUCCUUCUGUGAUCCUCCAACACUGUCUACUGACAAAGCUUAGCAACAUGUUCACUGUAAAGAAGAAAUUCUUAAAGAUUUCUGCUUCAUUAUCAUAGAAUGGUAAUAAGUGGAUUGGGGGUUGAGACAAUGAGCUGAUAACUGGGAAUAGUACAUUCCUUUAGCUACUCAUCUUCUGUAUCUACCCUUCACUCAUGUGAGCUCUGUACAGUGAAGCAACUCUGUUUCCACCUAACAAGAUAUUGCAAAAUCUCCAAGAAAUAUGAGACUAUGUGAAAAGACCAAAUUUACAUUUGAUAGGUGUACCUGAAUGCCACAGAGAGAAUGAAUCCAAGCUGGAAAAUAAUCUUCAGGAUAUUAUUCAGGAAAACUUUCCCAAUCUAGCAAAGCAGGACAAUAUUCAACCCCAGGUAAUACAGAGAACACUACAAAGAUAUUCCUAAAGGAAGAGCAACCCCAAGGUACAUAAUCGUUAGAUUCACCAGGGUUGAAAUGAAGGAGAAAAUACUAAGGGCAGCCAGAGAGAAAGGUCAGGUUACCCACAAAGGGAAGUCUAUCAGACUUACAGCAGAUCUCUCAGCAGAAACCCUACAAGCCAGAAGAGAGUGGGGGCCAAUAUUCAACAUCCUUAAAGAACAGAACUUUCAGCCCAGAAUUUCAUAUCCUGCCAAACUAAGCUUCAAAAUUGAAGGAAAAAUAAAAUCUUUUAUGAACAAGCAAGUACUCAGAGAUUUUAUUACCACCAGGCCUGCUUUACAAGAGCUUCUGAAAGAAGCAUUAUACAUAGAAAGGAACAACCAGUAUUAACCUUUCUAAAAAUAUACCAAAAGUAAAGAGCAUCAACAUAAAGAAGAAUUUACAUCAACGAAUGAAUAAAAUAGCCAGUUAACAUCAAAUGGCAGUAACCCUAAAUUUAAGUCGACUAAAUCCCCCAAUCAAAAGAUACAGCCAAAACCUUCUUCCUUUCUUCCUCCCCUUCACUCCUUUUUUUUAUUUCUUUCCCAAAAAAAAAAGAUUGCUAUUUUCACAAGUGAAGAAAUUCUCACUCUUCACAAAACAAAGAGACACACAGUCCUAACCAUCUCUGUAUCCACUGCCAGCUAUAUUCAUUACUCCUCAAAUUCUAUCAUAGUUGCACUGAAUAUUUUAUUGCCUAGAGACUACUAUGUAUGGUUAAGCACCACUAGUUUGUGUAAAAAUUAAAAUGGAAAAAAGAGAAAGAAAUAGCCUACACACCUAAACGUAUAGUAGCCAAAGAGAAAAUGCACAAAGCCACUAAAGUCCUCAUUUCAGUAGUUGGCCACAAGGCCGUAGUUGAUACCCAUGACUCAUAUUUCUCUGGCCAUUGGCCAUAAGCUCAGCAGGUCAACUCUUUAUCCAGUAGAGUGACCUAAACCUUCCUUGGGAAGGGUAAAGUUCUCAGUCGUCUGCCCUUUUUUUGGUUGUUAUAAGAACUGCUAACAGGCACCCCAGAUAAUUUCCUGGAUUCCACAUAAUUCUCCUUCUCCCCAGUGUGUAGCAGCAACUCAAUUUCCCUUUGAUAAUUGGGAUCAACCAUUCCAACCAGUGAAGUAACUCCUUAUUUUUGGCCUGUUGGUUUAGUGACAUAAACAGCCUCAAAUGACCAGGUGGAAAUCUUCUCUUGAAAUUCAAUGAAAUUGUUGUGUCUCCUGAUGAAAGCAUUCUCCCUCUUGGUAGCAAAGAUCUCCAAAUUAGCAAAGCUCGAAGUUUCCGUUGGAUUUGGCAGUUCCAUCGGUUAUAGCAGUAAAAGAGAAUCAUUUCAGAAGAAUGGUGGGAGCAGAAGCCAGAUUACAAGGGGGUGUACAAUGAAGAGAAGGCAAGGCAGGGAAACCAGGAAGUGAAUGCAGCCCACUCUUCCAAAGGAGAAACUAUGAAAUGAAGUAGAGGAGAGCUCUGUAAAGCAUUUAGAAUAGGACACAGGAUUUUGGGAGGAAUUUUUAAAAUAAGGAAAACUUGCACAUUUUAUAAAAUUUAAGGGAAAGCCCCUUUAUCUAAAAAGAAAUUGAAGGAAGAGAUGAGAGAUGUGGUUAUCGGUAAACAAGAUUCCAAAAGGGAUGGGAUCAAUAAAACGAAGCAGAGGGAUCUCUGCCUCAGGCUCUGAGCCCAGAGAAGUGGGGAAGGGAUGCGAUGGGAGAAAAUAAAGGCACAUUUGUAGGAGGUAGAACAGGAAGUUAAGCUGGUCACCUUCCCCUAGUUUAAUUUGCAGAUUACAAAGCAAAGCCUUUUGAUGAAAGAACUGAGUUGGUAGAGCAGGAAGACUGAAGAAAAUGCACAAUUUUGAAAAGAACAGUAGUGGAAAAUGGAGAGGGACAAGAAAUAGAGAAAUCGAAUCUGGUUGUCUAUAAAUCAUGGUUAUCAUAAAUCAACUGCUAGUAGAUAAAAGAUUAAUGACUUAUCCAUAUAGCAGUUAAAAACAGGUUUCUCUUUAAUCUCCUAUCCUAUAGCUUUUAUAUAGCACUUACCAUUUUCUGCCAUGGGGUUUCUUUCCUUUCUAGAAUCCACUUGUAACUCUUUAAUGAGUUAGAUUUUUGUAUUGCCCAUAAGCAUCUACUAGAGCGUGUAACUCAUUAACAGUGUUUCAACAACUAAUUGUUGUAAAACAAACCUCUAUACUAAUGGGGCAAAAUAACCAUCUUUUAAAAUUAUUAUCUCUCAUGGUUCUGGGGAUCAACUAAGUGGUUCUCACUUGGGAGUCUGUCCUGUGGUUGCAGUCAGGAAACAUCUGGAGGCUCCUUCCUGCACAUCUCUGGAGUGUGAUGUUAACUCCUGGCUGGGACCUCAGCCUGGAGGGGCUGUCCUCCACAAUACACGUAUGUGACUUCUCCAUGUGGCUUGGGCUUCCCCGGGGGACUGCUGCUGGGUUCUGAGAGCAAGUGUCCUAGAAAAGAGCUGGGCAGGUGCUAUAAUCAUUUUUAAGGUCUCUGAAAUCAUGCAGUAGUCUUCUGUAACAUUCUAUUUAGAAGAAUUAAGUCACUAAGGCCAGCCCAUAUUUAAGGGGCUGGGAAUUUUGACUCUACCUCUUGAUGAGAGGAGUGUCAGGGGAUUUGCAGAUACCACCCACACAUAUAAAUGCUAAUUAGCUGCUUGUUUUAAGCAUUUAUUACAUUUUGAAAAAGCCUCAGAAAGAAAGAGAAUGAGUGGUGCACAGUCUUACAAGGUCUGAAUAGAAGUCAAUAACAAUGCUAAAGAGUCAAUUAACCCAUAAAAGAUGCUACCCAUGCCUGCUUAUUUCACAAGUGUUUGUAAUCUUCUUUUACAAUCUCUUUUUAGGAGAUAAAAUUGAGCUGUUUGGUCUAGAAAGGUAUAGUUGGUCAGUGCUUCUCCUACUUUACAGGCAUGCAAACUGCUGGGGAUCUUGUUAAAAUGCAGAUUCUGAUUCAGUAGGUCUGAGGCGGGGCAUCACAUCUUGGAUUUCUUUUGUUCUUUUUUUUAAAAUACUUUAAGUUCUGGGAUAUAUGUGCAGAACAUGCAGGUUUGUUACAUAGGUAUACAAGUGGCAUGGGGUUUGCUGCACCCAUCAACACAUCAUCUACAUUAGUUAUUUCCCCUAGUACCAUCCCUCCUCUACACCCUCACCCCCUAACAGGUCCCGGUGUGUGAUGUUCCCCUCCCUGUGUCCAUGUGUUCUCACUGUUCAACUCCCACUUAUGAGUGAGAACACCCAGUGUUUGCUUUUCUCAUCCUGUGUUAGUUUGCUGAGACUGAUGGUUUCCAGCUUCAUCCAUGACCCUGCAAAAAACAUGAGCUCAUCCUUUUUUAUGGCUGCAUAGUAUUCCAUGGUGUAUAUGUGCCACAUUUUCUUUAUCUAGUCUAUCACUGAUGGACGUUUGGGUUGGUUCCAAGUCUUUCCUAUUGUAAAAAGUGCUGCAAUAAACAUACAUGUGCAUGUGUCUUUAUAGUAGAAUGAUUUAUAAUACUUUGGGUAUAUAUCCAGUAAUGGGAUUGCUGGGUCAAAUGGAAUUUCUUGUUCUAGAUCCUUGAGGAAUCACCACACUGUCUCCCACAAUGGUUGAACUAAUUUACACUCCCAACAACAGGGUAAAACCAUUCCUGUUUCUCUACAUCCUCUCCAGCAUCUGUUGUUUACUGACUUUUUAAUGAUCAUCAUUCUAACUGGUGUGAGAUGGUGUCUAACUGUGGUUUUGAUUUACAUUUCUCUAAUGAUCAGUGAUGAUGAGCAUUUUUUCAUGUUUGUUGGCCACAUAAAUGUCUUGUUUUGAGAGUGUUCAUAUCCUUCACCCACUUUUUGAUGGGGUAUUUUUCUUGUAAAUUUGUUUAAGUUCCUUGUAGAUUCUGAUAUUAGCUUUUUGUCAGACAGAUAGAUUGCAAAAUUUUUCUCCCAUCCUGUAGGCUGCCUGUUCACUCUGAUGAUAGUUUCUUUUGCUGUGCAGAAGCUCUUUAGUGAUGAAGUCUUUCCCCAUGCCUAUGUCCUGAAUGAUAUUGCCAAGGUUUUCUUCUAGGGUUUUUAUGGUUUUAGGUCUUAUGUUUAAGUCUUUGAUCCAUCUUGAGUUAAUUUUUGUAUAAGGUGUAAGGAAUGG